AUGGACGACGACGACGUCGACGUCGACGCGCGCGACGCCGCGGACGUCCUCGCCCGCGCGCGCGACGCCGUGGAGCGGUACGCGCGGCCGUGCGCGGGCGAACGUCCACGACCGCCUCGAUCGAUGCGCGCGAUCGAAGACGCGCUCGAAACCACGCUCGCGGUGAGCGUCGCGGCCGAGCGCGCGGGCGACGGACGCCGGGCGAUGCGGGCGUUCGUGGACGACCGCGCGCGGGCGGUGCGACAGGAUCUGGGGAGGUUUUGGAUGGACGCCGCGGAUCCGGCGGGCGCGGCGCGCGCGACGGCGGCGCUGGAACGCAUGGUGACGCACGACGCGCGAAGGGAACGGGCGAUUCGACGAGACGACGACGGGUGGUGUGACGCCGAGGCGGCGCUCAGGGAAGAACAGGGGGCGAAGACGCUUGGGAUGCUGUGCGCGGCGCAUCGCGCGCGCGGCGGGCGGACGCCGCGCGCGGGCGAGUUCGCGUCGUUGUUUUUGUGCGCGCGGGCGAGGGAGGUGGGGACGGAGGGAAUCGGACGCGUGGCGGGUGAUUUGAGACGGAUGUACGACCUGGGGGCGGGGGGGAGCGCGAUCGGGGUGCGCGUGCUCAACGCGCUCGGUCACGGGAACCAUCGACGGUUUUUCGAGCUCGUGGAGAGCGACGCGUGCGCGUACGAACACGCGUGCGUACUCGAACGGAUGUUCCCGGACGUGCGCGUGCGCGCGUUGGAGGUGAUGAAUGCGGCGAUGAACUCGACGCCGAUGUCCACCGAGGAGCUCGCGCGCGUGCUUCGCCUGGACCGCGCGCGAGACGCGGCGGAUUUAGCCGACGCGUGCGGGCUCGCCGUCGACGGAGACUUUGUGUCGUUCCGAACGAAGCCGUUCACGCGUCCGAACAUGCGAGACCCCGACGUGUGCAGGCGAUUGCGCUCGAUGUCGUGCUCCAUCGUGGACGCUAAGCUCCCGGAGGGCGAGCGCUGGUACGACGCCGUCGCGCCGCCGCGAACCGACCCGAACGCGAGUAUAGAGUAG
This is a messenger RNA of Ostreococcus tauri, 1032 nucleotides long. RefSeq names its product SAC3/GANP/Nin1/mts3/eIF-3 p25. Bases 1 to 1032 code for a protein of 343 amino acids. The transcript has a single exon. Lineage: Eukaryota; Viridiplantae; Chlorophyta; Mamiellophyceae; Mamiellales; Bathycoccaceae. The record is from RefSeq and is a predicted model, not a curated record.